CUGCUGGCGGCGGAGGAGCCGCCGCCAUUUUGGUGCCGCCGCCUCAGGCCUGAGGAGAACGAGACCGGACCGGGGGGGGGGGGCAGCGGCCGCCGCCGGUCACGAUCGGUCCCGGUGCUGCAGCCGCCGCUGAGGGAUGGAGGCCGGAGCGCGGCCGGGCGGCGGCGCCGCGCAGGGGCAGUCCCGGGAGUACAAACUGGUGAUGCUGGGAGCCGGCGGUGUGGGCAAGAGCGCCAUGACCAUGCAGUUCAUCAGCCACCGCUUCCCGGAGGACCACGACCCCACGAUCGAGGAUGCUUACAAAAUACGGAUCCGCAUUGAUGAUGAGCCUGCCAAUCUGGAUAUCCUGGACACAGCAGGACAGGCAGAGUUCACGGCCAUGAGGGACCAGUACAUGAGGGCCGGGGAGGGCUUCAUCAUCUGCUACUCCAUCACGGACCGGCGCAGCUUCCACGAGGUGCGCGAGUUCAAGCAGCUCAUCUACCGCGUGCGCCGCACGGAUGACACCCCCGUGGUGCUGGUGGGGAACAAAUCCGACCUCACGCAGCUGCGGCAGGUCUCCAAAGAAGAAGGCUCCUCUUUAGCUCGGGAGUUCAACUGCCCCUUCUUUGAGACGUCGGCUGCGUUCCGUUACUACAUCGACGACGUGUUCCAUGCCCUGGUGCGGGAGAUCCGCAGGAAGGAGAAGGAAGCAGUGAUGGCCAUGGAGAAGAAAUCCAAACCCAAAAGCAGCGUGUGGAAAAGGCUCAAGUCGCCCUUCCGAAGGAAGAAGGAUUCAGUCACUUGAACACAGAAUUCCUCUGCCCAUAGAACAAAACCUGGGAACAGCCGUUUGUAACCAAAGCAGUUUAGUGACGACGUUUUGGUGGUGUCUUAAACCUGACUGGACUUCUGAGAGGGAAGACCUGACUUUUACCAGUCCUUGCUUAGAAUGAUGCCCCCUUCAUUUUGGAUAUUCCACUUCAGAGCAGUAACAGUUGUCCCGUUGUUUGUUGUCGGGUUUGCACUGGAUCCAGCCAUUGUUGCCUGUAGGCUGCUUACAGAUGCUGCAGGUUUGUGGCCCUGCACUUUGGAACGUGUUGGUCGUGGCCAGCAGCCCUGGCUGCUGUGGGUACCACUGACAGGAGCUGUGCUGGAGCUCUGCUCUUCUCGUGUCACAGAUUUCCUGCCAGCACCAGUGGGGAAGUGAUGAGUUCACAGCAGAGGUGGAGGUGGGAUCCAAACCGAGCCACAAGCAGCAAAUCCUGGUUCCUAUGGCAGCUGUAACUUGGCAACAGGCAUGGAGAUGGAGCAGUUUCCUACUGUCCCCAGCACUUACUGGGUGCCCCAGCAUGUGCUGUGUCACGAGGCUGCAGGAACCACAGCUUUGGGGUCUCUGACUUGCUUGUUGAAAGCCAUAGCAGUGAGGGGGGGCUGCUUAUUUAUUUCCACUUUGCUUUAUGUUCCUGUCCUAAAGGACCCAGGAGCUUUGGGAAGGAGAAGCCUCUAACAGCAAUUCCAGAUUAUUUCCUGGGAUAACUCCUUUGUAGACAAAAAUGGCUGAUCCAGAGGAAUCUGGGCCUAGAAUUAACACCCCUAACGCUGGUAAGAUGCUUCCAGUGCAGUCUUAAAAGUGGAAUUGCUGCUGCAGUGGAAGGAAGGGAUCAGCUGAGUGCAAUGACAGUCCCUAAAGGGUCACAUCCUGACCGUGCAGGUGGCACAGGGACAGGUUUUCUUAUGCUCAGUAAAGAACGGUGCUGCUGGCACCCUCUGUACAUAGACUUUGGAGCUGACUGACACCCACAUCAUCUGCAGAGUUAAAUCCAGCAGAGCCCCAAUGUCUGGUGUUGGGUUUAAUGACAGCAUCAACCAUAGGUGGGUAACUCAGCCGUGGCUGAACCAGGUUUCCUGGAGCACAAAGUGCCUGGAAUCUUUCUGUUGCAGAGGGAAAGAGCUCUGUAGGCUGAGUGCAGGAGAGCUCCCAUUCCCUGCUCCUCUGUGCCAGUCGCUGUUAAUCUUGUUCCGAAGCCAACUCCAACGUCGGUCUGAGUGUGCUGCCUGCGAGGGUGCAGUCAAAACUGAAACCUCCUGUGUAACAGGAUUAGUGCAAGGAACAAGGAGAGCAAAUGCAUGAACUUGAGCUGCUUUUCUGGCUGAAGUCCUUAUUGCCUGAGGUGUGACUGGGAAUUCUGGGCCUGUUCUCGGCGUGGGAUUGCAACCCAAGACCAGAUGCAGGCAGGAAGACGUUUGGAGGAGGCUGCAUGGUUCUGAGCUGAACAGUUCCAUUGGUUCUCAUUUCUCUGCUCCAGUGGCCUCACUGCUCCCAGUCCCACGUUUGGAAGGGCUGGGGAUAAUUCCCAGUGGGGAGAGCUUGGGCUUUAAGCCCUGUUGUGUACUUGAGUGCAUCCUCAGUGGUCGCUGCUGUAGGAUUGAGAUCCCUCCCCUGGAGGGGUUAAAGGCUCUUUGUAACAGCCCUGGCUUCUGGGAGGAGGCAACAGCAAAGUGGCUGCUUCUGCCAUGGGAGAGGCAGAGCAGGGCCUGGUGCUGCUGCCAAGUUCUCCCUCUGCUCUCCUCGAUAACAGAGUGUGGCUCAGCCCCUGCAGUCAGGAUCAGGCCCUGCACCUCCAGGGAAGCCGUGAGCAGGCCUGGAAGCUCUUGGGGCCUGUUUCCACCGUGCAGGAGCGGAGCUCUGUGCCUUCUGGGAUGCCUUCAAUGCAAUGGGAGUGUUUGUGGAUGCUGGCGUGAGGCUGCUGCGCUGGGGUUUGCUGCAGUGGGACUCAAAAGGGGUUUAUUUUUGUUUGACACCUCUGAAUUUGUACAUGGAAUUCCUGGUUUAUUUGACACAAUAUAGCAAUUGGAAUACCCAGAA
This is a messenger RNA of Melopsittacus undulatus (budgerigar), 2848 nucleotides long. RefSeq names its product Ras like without CAAX 1 (gene RIT1). Gene Ontology annotation, biological process: Ras protein signal transduction. The record is from RefSeq and is a predicted model, not a curated record. Lineage: Eukaryota; Metazoa; Chordata; Aves; Psittaciformes; Psittaculidae. Gene Ontology annotation, molecular function: GTP binding; GDP binding; calmodulin binding. The transcript is spliced from 5 exons. The coding region runs from base 137 to 787 and encodes 216 amino acids. Gene Ontology annotation, cellular component: plasma membrane.